AUGACAAUUGAUAUCAGGGUAUUGUCACAAGAACUUGCUAGCACCCCACCUAGAGGUUGGAACUCCUAUAACGCAAUCAGCUGGACUAUUACAGAGAAAGAGUUUUUGCAAAAUGCCGAAAUCAUCUCCAAGAAGUUACUUCCUCAUGGAUAUGAGUAUGUAGUUGUGGACCAUCUGUGGUAUAGGAGAAAUGUGACCGGCGCUAGUGCAGACAAUCUUGGGUUUGAUGUAAUCGAUGAAUGGGGGAGACCGAUGCCUGAUCCAGAUAGGUGGCCUAGCUCCAAAGGUGGGAAAGGGUUUACUGAAAUGGCAGAUAGAAUACAUAAAAUGGGUUUGAAGUUUGGAAUUAAUGUUAUGAGAGGAAUAAACACACAAGCUGUAGAAGCCAAUACUCGUAUCUUGGAUCCUCUCUUGGGGAACGUUUACGAUCAUGUCAAUGGAAAAAUUUGGACUGCACAAGAUAUAGGGAUCAAGGAAAGGACUUGUGCUGGGAUGCAAAAUGGUUUCAUGAGUGUGAAUACAACCUUUCAAGCAGGAAGGUUCUUCUUGGCAGAUCUCUAUCAACUGUAUGCCAGUUGGGGUGUUGAUUUUGUGAGACAAGAUUGUGUGUUUGGUAAGGACUUGGAUAUGAAUGAAAUAUCCUAUGCAUCAUUGCUUUUGAGGAAUCAAAGACCUAUAUUAUAUUCUGUAUCUCCUGGAAUUGGAGCAACACCUAUGAUGGCCAAAAGUGUAAGUAGUGUAGUGAACAUGUACAGUAUAAUUGGGAAUGAUUGGGAUGACUGGGGAGAUGUUGUAGCCCGUUUUGAUGUUGCCAGGGAUUUUGCUGCUGCGAAUAUGAUUGGAGCAAACAGCUCAUGGCCUGACUUAGAUAUGCUACCACUAGGAUGGCUUAAUGAUGGAGAUUUCAAUGAAGGUCAACAUAGAGAGACUAACCUCACACUAGAGGAGCAAAGAACUAUGAUGACCUUGUGGUGUAUGGCCAAGUCUCCUCUCAUGUUUGGAGGAGAUGUGAGAAAGCUUGAUGAUACAACGUACAGUCUCCUAACAAAUCCUACCUUGCUUGAGAUCAAUUCUUUUAGCUCAAAUAAUAAGGAGUUUCCAUACAUGAAAUCUAAAGGACUUCGCUCUUGGGUUGCAACUGGAAGACAAGGAGAAAUAUAUGUUGCUUUAUUUAAUCUGAGCUCAAAGACGACUACUAUAACCGCAGAAAAAUCAGACUUGGCCAAGGCACUUCCUGGGACAAAAUUGACUACCAGAGCUUCCUGCAAAAGCAAUGAAGUAUGGAGCCGACAAGACCUGGGGAUUAUAGAACACUCCAUAUCCAUUUCUGUAGAAACCCAUGGGACUGCACUAGUUGUCCUACAUUGCAGUUAG
Fragaria vesca subsp. vesca is the source of this 1374-nucleotide messenger RNA. RefSeq names its product alpha-galactosidase-like. The transcript has 10 exons. Gene Ontology annotation, molecular function: hydrolase activity, hydrolyzing O-glycosyl compounds. Lineage: Eukaryota; Viridiplantae; Streptophyta; Magnoliopsida; Rosales; Rosaceae. Gene Ontology annotation, biological process: carbohydrate metabolic process. The record is from RefSeq and is a predicted model, not a curated record. The coding region runs from base 1 to 1374 and encodes 457 amino acids.